This is a messenger RNA of Micromonas pusilla CCMP1545, 1440 nucleotides long. RefSeq lists its product as uncharacterized. Bases 1 to 1440 code for a protein of 479 amino acids. The transcript has 2 exons. The record is from RefSeq and is a predicted model, not a curated record. Lineage: Eukaryota; Viridiplantae; Chlorophyta; Mamiellophyceae; Mamiellales; Mamiellaceae.
AUGGGGUACGCGCCCCGCGUCGCGGUCGUCGGCGGGGGAAUAUCCGGCCUCGUCCUCGCGAAGGAGCUGACGUCGAGAGGGUUCCACGCCGUCUGUUUCGACACGGGCGAGCGAGCUACCGGCGGAAGACUGUCCUCGCGUCGUUUCCGCGACAACGAUGGCCGAGACGUCGCGUUCGACCACAGCACGCAGUACUUCACGGUGGACGAUCCGAGGUUCGAAGCGCUCGCGAAGGAGUGGGCCGCGGAGGGGCUCAUCGCGCCGUGGCCGAACAGCGCGGUGGGCGUCCUCGACGCGACCUCGGGGCGGUUCCGCUCGUUCGACGACGCGACGACGCGAUGGAUAGGCGUGGACGGCUGGACGCCGCUCUGCGAGUUCCUCGCCGAGGGCGCGCACGAGGUCGUUCGACCGCAGUGGGUCGGCGCGAUGACCCCGGUCGGAGGCGACGGCGCGAAGCGACGAUGGGAGCUCGCGUCCGGUCCGGGCGGGAAGCCCCUCGGAACGUUCGACUUCGUCGCGGUGAGUCACAACGGCAAGUGCGCGUUGCGAUUGGCACCCACGGCGGAGCUCGCGAAGCAGCGGAAGCUAAUCUUAUCCUCCGUGUGGGCGCUCAUGUUCGUCGUGGACGCGCCGUUGGACGUCGCGUUCGAAGGCGCGCACGUGACCGGCUCCGACGUCGUGUCCUGGGUCUCGAACAUCACGAAGAAGCGUCGGCACGGGUCGAAGCCGCGCGAGCGCGAGCGCGACGGGACGCCCCCCGAGUACGAGUGCUGGGUCGCACACAGCACCCCACAGUUCGCGAGGGACAACAAGUGCCCGCAGGAGGCGAUCCCGAAGAACGUCGCGAGCGACGUCGCGCGCGCCAUGACCGCCGCGUUUGAAACCGCGCUCGGCCUCCCGAGCGGCUCGGUGAAGCCGACGUACGCGAGGGCGCAGCUGUGGGGCGCGGCGAACCCGCUGACGCGCGCGGGCGUGCCCGCGGUGUUCGACGCGGAGACAAUGACCGGCGCGUGCGGGGACUGGUGCGAGGGCCCGCCGAGCGUGCAGGCUGCGGCGACGAGCGCGUCGGCGUUGGCGGACGCGAUCGAGGCGACGUUUCGACCGACGGACGCGAGGGAUCCGACCGCGGCGGCGACGUUGGACGCGAUGCGCGUGCGGUGGUCGCCGUGCGCGAAGGGCUCGGCGGCGUUGGGGGCGUUUCCGGGGGUGGGAGGGGUCGUGCCGGACAUGGGCGAGGUGGAAGCCGCGCCCGCGGGUUCGGGCCGGGGAAGAGGCGGAAGAGGCGGAAGAGGCGGAAGAGGCGGUCGCGGGGGAGGACGGGGGCGAGGUCGGGGUGGGCGAGGGAACGGCGCGAGCGGGCGAGGCGGGCGAGGGCGAGACCGCGGCGGCGUGAGCGUCGCCGCGUUGUCGCGACCGCCGAUGAUGAUGAUGUCGCGUUGA